Molecule: messenger RNA, 4567 nt
Organism: Oryzias melastigma (Indian medaka)
Lineage: Eukaryota; Metazoa; Chordata; Actinopteri; Beloniformes; Adrianichthyidae
Gene: pou1f1
Product: POU class 1 homeobox 1
Exons: 7
Coding region: 1-1113 (370 amino acids)
Biological process (GO): regulation of transcription by RNA polymerase II
Molecular function (GO): RNA polymerase II cis-regulatory region sequence-specific DNA binding; DNA-binding transcription factor activity, RNA polymerase II-specific
Source: RefSeq, a predicted model, not a curated record
AUGGCGUGCCAGACGUUCGGUGCGGAUUCUUUCUCCCAGCUGGCAGGAGAUCCACCUUUGCCAAUCCUCAUGCACCACGGCCCUGCCAGUGACUGCCUGCCAGCCACUUCCCAUACUCACAGCAUGGUUUCUGCAGGUCUGUCUCUGGGUCAGACCUCCAAACGCUCCCACAUGCACCUGUCCACUUCCUCCCUCAGCAAUGCUCUUGGUAAUGGACCCCCCAGCUUACAUUACCCAGUCACCCCCUGUCACUACAGCAACCAGCAGGCCACAUAUGGCAUGAUGGCCGCUCAGGAGAUGCUAUCAGCCAGUAUAUCUCAGACUCGCAUCUUGCAGACCUGUGGUGUUCCUCACCCCAACAUGGUGAAUGGGGCUAAUCCACUGCAAGGGUCUUUGACUCCUUGCAUUUAUAAGUUCCCCGAUCAUGGGCUGAGCAGCAGUUCUUGUGCUUUAAGCCAUGGCUUCUCCUCGCUGCCCUCUACCCUCCUCACAGCUGAUGAGGCUCCAGGGGGCACUUGUGGGGAGGUGAAAACGGAUGCUCAAAGGAAGAGCAUGAGAGACCAAGAGGAUGCUCCUGCCAUGGACUCCCCACAGAUAAGAGAGCUGGAAAUGUUUGCAAAUGACUUCAAAAUACGUAGGAUAAAGCUCGGCUACACUCAGACUAAUGUAGGCGAGGCUCUUGCAGCAGUGCACGGCUCAGAGUUCAGCCAGACCACAAUCUGCCGCUUUGAAAAUUUGCAGCUGAGCUUCAAGAACGCCUGCAAACUAAAGGCCAUCCUGGCUAAAUGGCUUGACGAAGCCGAGCUGGCUGGUGCUUUGUACAAUGAUAAAAUAGGAAUGAACGAGCGGAAGAGAAAAAGAAGAACAACUAUCAGUCUUGGCGCAAAAGAGGCCCUGGAGCGCAGCUUUGUUGAGAAAAGUAAGCCAUCCUCCCAGGAGAUAGCCCGAAUCGCCAAAAGUCUCCAUCUGGAAAAGGAAGUGGUCAGAGUUUGGUUCUGCAACAGACGCCAGCGGGAAAAACGAGUCAAAACAAGCCUCAACCUGAGCUCCUGUCUGACCAAAAUCAGUCCAAACUGCCUCACACAAAUGACUAAAACACAAAGACCAAUCUAAGGGAGUCUUAGACUGAGUGUGUCAAUUUGUCUUUCUGAUAAGUUUAAGCGUGACUGAAAAACUAGUCAAUAUCUUCAAAUGUUUGGCCUAAAAGUAAUCUUUUCAAUUUCACUUGAGAGACUUUUAUCUACAGAGAACAGAAAAAAAAAUCUUUUUUAUUAAGCAACUGCGAAAGCAUCACAGCUUUAUUCAAGGAGGAUUUCAUCUCGGUAUAAUAAAUAAAAAGAAAGAGGAAAACACUCCAUUACUAGGUAUGAAACGUGAAGGUCAUUUGCAAUUGCAAAAGUCAGUCCAAUUUGCACAAACAUACAUUAUUGUAGCUCUUUCACACAGUGAAGAUUUUUCCCUCUUCACUUUGAAGGAAAAAGGAUUUUCUAGAAUGUUUUAUAUCAUUUUCAAAAAAUAAACAAUACCACUCUAAAAUCAAAUUUAAAACAACCAGUGACUGCCAGUGCCUUUUGUUCUUGUCGUUAAAAUGCAGCUUUAAACUGCAUGUACUUAUUUAUAUUGAUUAAAGGAUGAAGAUAAGUGCUCAUAAAAUCACAAUUUUUCGAGACUCUAUCAUCACUUUUACUGUCAUUAGAAACGUUUUGUUACUUUAUACAAUUGAUAUUUAUUGUGUUUUUGUUAUUCUAUUUGUGUAUUUGCAGUCUAAGUUGACGUUUUUGUGCUAUAUCUUUAAAUAUGCACCAUGAAGUUCAUGCAUCCACCUUUUUAUUCUGGCCAUUCAGGGUCACGUUCAGGUGACAAACAGUAUCGGGUAGUGACACGCUUUGCUUCAAGCGUGUUCUUGAACAUGCAUCACAUGACUGGUGUGAACGUAGCAUAACAAGAGCCAACAAAACCAACAUGAAAUAUUGUUGCUCUAACUAUUAAAGUAAACCUAAUAUAUUUUAAUACUCAUGUAUUGCUCUAUUUAUGAAAGUUAAUUUAUCAUGUGAUCUUUUGUCAUUUAAAGGAUUUUUAUUUUUACAAGUAGAAAUCAAUACUUGGCUUUAAACAUGUUUGUGUUCAAUUGUUUUCCAAUUGUUAGUCAGCUUUUUUUACUUUUUGCUGCUUAGAUAAAAUCUCAUGCGGAGAUUAUUAUCAGGAUAUUUUUUUUCAUGAAACUGUGGAUUCAAAUACAACUUGUGGACUUUUCUGUUACAUGAUAUUUAAGUGCAUGAAGUUUUAAUAUCUAGUAUUUAAAAGAAGCUUUAAAUGUGAAGGGAUUUUCAAAAUGUGCCUUGAAGAAACACAAUAGACUAAAAUGAAAUGUUUUCUUUAAAUUGACACAUUUUCUCAUUUAAUUUGACAUAUUCUCCGUUCUUUUAUGGAAGAUGUAAGUAAAAAGGGUUAAAUGUGUUUCAUAAAGUAUUUUAUACCAGACAACUCAUAUUUUAUACGGCUGUAUUACUAAAUCAAUACAUAUAUUCGAAGACAGAGGCUGGGGGGAUUCAUAAAGAAGACGACAGGAUACUUCUAUUGAGGAGCAGUCAGUCUCCGAUGUGAGUUAUGUUUGGUUGUACAGCUUGAGUGCUGUCAGGGGAAAUAAAUGAAGCUGUCUCAGAUGGUUCUUCCAGUAUAGAUUGUAAAGUUAACGGUCAGAUUUAUUCAGGAUAAACUUCUGAGAUGCAUCUCAAGCUGCUCUCACAGCUUCUUCUGUCUUUUAGCUGCUCAUUAAGAUAGGUGAAUGGAAAUCUCAUAUUUAUGUCUUUAUCAGAUGUGAAAUAAGUCAUGUUAAUGGCUUCGUCAAUUUGUUAAGUGGAUUUCAGUCAUGCAGUAUCAUCACUGCUAUGAGCAGCCUUCAAAAUAUGAGCUUAUGUCUUUAGAGCAUUUCCUUAGUUUAGGUGAUUAAACUUGGGAAGUGAAGAAAAUUAAUAUCUAAAGGGUGAUUCACCGUGUCUCCCACUUGUUCUUGGAAAAAAAAAGAAACUGAAUAAGAAAUCAAUAAAUUAAACAUAUAUUUUAACUAUCCACCUUUUUAUUGUGAAGAGAUUAACACAAAUUUGUAUUUAACUAGGCUAGGUAAAUUAAGCCAAAUACCUGUGAGUUUCAGAUUUAAAAGAGAGAAAAAAAAAAGAAGAAGUCAUGAAUGAGCACCUUCACACUGCUCCGACAAAAACAUUCAAGUGAAUACUUCCCAUGAAAAGUCAAUGUAAAUGCAUGUAAAAGAGUGUCUUUGGCUCCUGCAUUGAAAACUCUUUAAGUUCACAUCUUAGUAUGCAAGUUUUGUAGUCAGUUUUCAGGCUCAGUGGUGAAAGUACAUGGAAUUCACAGAUUGCAAUUUGUACCCAGAUGGAAUUAGUUUUCUUAUAUACUGGAAUCAAUGGUUGUAUAUAGAGAACUGGACCGAGCGGGUGUGAUGUCACCCAUAGAAAAUGCCUUACCUCUGGCUCCAGCUAAUUUAAACCAAUUCAGUCGCCAUUUUUCUAUGAUACGUGCACUGCCAUUUGGAGCCAGUCGACAGUGAUUGGUCCGAGUCGGUCUGAGUCAGUGUUUCUAUGGCAACUACUGUUUCCAAUCCAGAGAGAGCUUGUUUGAAGUCCACAUCCCUUCUGCUAAAAGCAGGCUCGGAAGUAGGGUCAAGGUGGCACCACAUGCUUUUAGUGAGGCAUCUGAUUGGUCAGUUUAUUACUUGGAAAAAAGAAAAAAAAUAUCUUAAAAAAAAAUUAAGAUUGGAUAGAAGAUGUGAAGAUAAAUCAUCAGAGUACUGGUAAUAAUGGCUAUACUGACGAUAAUAAUGACAGAGUAAAAGCUGUUUAUUUCUCAGUAGAAGUCUGAGAUUUUGGCUUCUUGGAGUCAGCUGAUAUCUCCUAUUUGGAACUCGACAGGGGGGAGGGUUCACUCAGUCCUAUUGUCUAUAUACAGUCAAUGAUCAGAAUAGAGCUGCGAAAUAAAAAGCCUGGAGCAACACUCGGGAGAUUUCUACAACUCUCACCAAGCUUCCUCCAGCUUUAGGUACAUGCACUUGCAUCUUUUAGAGAUGGUCCAGUGUGUACAUCAUAUUGUGUCCUGUGAUUUAAUUAGUGCCUUAAAAAACGAAUACACUGCAUAAAGAGGCCGGAUAUCAAGAGUUCUGGUGAAAACGAGGAUCACUUUGGUUCUCUAGAAGGUUUCAUUUUUAGAUUUCAAACAAGUACACACUUAAAACAAAGAAUAACAUCCCAAUCAUGCCUUACUUAACACAGGUAAUAUCCUUAUUGAUAUCAAUGUAAUUUUUCAUACCCUCUUGUGCAAAUCUUCUGACAGCCACUGAUUUGUGGGCCUCCCUCUAGACAGAUCCUCUUUCUGCCAAUAAAAAAAGACUUGCUCCAAUCCAUCAUUCUGUCCAUUACUUGAUUAACUCACUUUUGCAUCUUUUUCUUCAAUUUAUUCAGAACUCCAUAAAUCUGGUAGUUCAGGGGCCCAACCUGCUUUUUUAUUCUAUUUUUUAUCCCAUUGUAUUUUUGUAUAAUAAAGACUUGAAAAUAAA